Molecule: messenger RNA, 537 nt
Organism: Cladocopium goreaui
Lineage: Eukaryota; Dinophyceae; Suessiales; Symbiodiniaceae
Source: the annotation of a GenBank genome assembly
CAGGAGCAGUACACGCCAAGGAUCCCCGUCGACGAGUUGGCCACGCGCCUUGCAGAAGCAUUACACCAGUUUCGGCCAUGCUCUGGCAAGUGUGAAGGGGAGAAAAGAUAUGGAUCGGGAGCCCGUUCACUUUGGUGGCUGGCUGCCAAUGUUGCAACGCUGACGUGGUACGGAGAGGCUGAGCUUCAAGACUUGGGAGCACCUCCGCCAGUUGACUCCAGGAGAGAGUUCUACUCCCUGGCAGACAGCCGCUUUGCCCGCGAGAGACGGCAUGAGCCCCAAGUACGAGGAUGAAUGGCGAGAAGCCUUGCCACCACAGCCUUUCCCACUCGUAUCACCAUUUUCAGUGGAUGCCGGAUAGCCGACUAGCCAGAUGGUACUCGAUGGUGCCGAAAUCUUGCAGGGAAUGUUCAGGAGGAACUGUUUUUUGGGUCACUGCUUGCACCAAAUUGGUCGCGGUUGACCUAGCAGGAAGAAAAUCGUCCUGAAGAUGUUACCUAUUUGACUUCGGCAGUUGAAAAGACCUUUGGACGAAGC